Penaeus indicus is the source of this 2310-nucleotide messenger RNA. Its product is annotated as polypeptide N-acetylgalactosaminyltransferase 1-like. The transcript has 16 exons. Gene Ontology annotation, biological process: protein O-linked glycosylation. Gene Ontology annotation, molecular function: polypeptide N-acetylgalactosaminyltransferase activity. Lineage: Eukaryota; Metazoa; Arthropoda; Malacostraca; Decapoda; Penaeidae. The coding region runs from base 118 to 2310 and encodes 730 amino acids. The record is from RefSeq and is a predicted model, not a curated record. Gene Ontology annotation, cellular component: Golgi apparatus.
UCGAGUGAAGACUGUCGAAGUUGUGCUCUUGAAGUGAAGUGUCACAUUGGUGUUUAUUUGUCUUAGGUUAUUAUUCUCUAUAAUCAUUAUAUAACCUCUUAACCGGAAGAUGAAGCGAUGAAGUUUGCGCUGGAGAACAAUUAUCCUACAGCCAUGAUAAGGAUGUGCGGGUGCCGGCGACGAGGGCGAUGGAUGAGCGUGGGACUCCUGGCGGCCUCCCUCUGCCUCCUCGUCUUCCUCAUAAGGGAUCCGAGAGUCUCCUUCGAUGAAAACUCUGACGUCAUGAUCCCUCUCAAAUCCAAACACAAGAACCAAGAGGAGUACAUCGACAAGCGCGGCAUCCACGUGGUGGUCGGGCACUACAUGGGCGAGGACACGCCCGGCAAGACGGCGCCGAAUCUGACCGAUGAAAUCCUCAACACCAACGGCUACAAUCCCCACGUUGGCGCCGGAGAGAACGGGGAUCCAGUCCAGAUCCCCAACUGGGAGAUGGGGAAGAUGCAGAGGCUGUAUCACAUCAACAAGUUUAACCUCUUGGCCUCUGACAGGAUUUCUGUGAAUAGGUCGCUCCCUGACGUCAGGAAAAAGAGGUGCCACGACACGUCCUUCGACAUCGACGCCCUCCCGACGACCUCCGUGGUCAUCGUCUUCCACAACGAGGCCUGGUCGACCCUCCUGAGGACCGUCCACUCCGUCAUCGCUCGCUCGCCGAGGCAGCUCCUGAGGGAGAUUCUGCUCGUGGACGACGCCUCCGAAAGGACGUUUCUCAAGGAGCCCCUCGAGGAGUACGUGUCCAAGCUCCCUGUGGCCGUCCGCGUGAUCCGGUCUCCCAAGAGGACGGGGCUGAUCAGGGCGCGACUCCUGGGGGCGCAGGAGGCCAAGGGGGAGGUCCUCACUUUCCUGGACGCCCAUUGCGAGGCCACUAUAGGCUGGUUGGAACCCCUGCUAUCAAGAAUCGCGGAAGAUAACAAGCGAGUAGUGUGCCCCAUAAUUGACAUCAUUCAUGAAGACACCUUCCAGUACGUCAAGUCUUUUGAGCUCCACUGGGGGGCCUUCAACUGGAACCUCCAUUUCCGCUGGUACACCCUCGGGCAAAAGGAACUUGAUCAGAGGAAGAGAGAUAUUACGGAGGCUUAUAGGACCCCAGCCAUGGCCGGAGGGCUGUUCAGCAUCCACAAGGACUACUUCUACAGGAUUGGUGCUUACGACCGCAAUAUGGAUGUCUGGGGCGGAGAGAACCUCGAAAUGUCAUUCAGGGUUUGGAUGUGUGGCGGUUCGAUUGAGAUCGCCCCCUGCAGCCACGUCGGCCAUGUAUUCAGGAAGAGCUCCCCCUAUACGUUCCCUGGGGAAGGGGGGGUAGGGGGCGUCCUCUACAGGAAUCUUGCACGCGUUGCUCUGGUCUGGCUUGAUGACUGGGCUGAGUUUUACUUCAAAAUCAAUGCAGAGGCUGCAAAAGUCCGAGAUGAUGUUGUUGUGAAAGACCGAGUCAUGCUUCGAGACCGUCUUAGUUGCCACACUUUUGAGUGGUAUUUACAGAAUAUCUGGCCAGAGAAUUUUUUCCCUGCAAAAGAUAGAUUUGUGGGCAAGAUCCGCCAUGACUCUUUGGGCAAAUGUCUCCAGCGGCCAAUGGGUAAAGGGGGCUCGAGCCAACCCACGGGCACAGCUGUCUUGCAUGAGUGCGUCUAUGAGGUCUACCCAUCGCAGAUCUUCGUAUUCAGUAAGAAAGGUAAAGACAGAGAAUCUUGUAUGGAAUCUUGUACCUGUCAGCCAAUCACCUCGAGCUGCCAGUCUGGCUCUCUGUCUAAGGUGUCCCAGUUGUCUCUGAAUAUAAGUGUGCAGCACAAGCAGACCGGCUGGUGCCUCGACCUCCCUUCCAAGAGCAACCCAGACACGCUCUCCCUCAGCAAGUGUGACUCGUACAGCGCGUCGCAGAAGUGGAACUUCGAGCACUUGGCGGCCCCAGAUUAUGCAAGUAACAGGUCUCAUGCCAGUCUAACCAACGCCCUCAAAGUCCUAGAUCGUGAUCUUAGUCUUGGAAACCUCUUGGCCCAAGGGCUUCGCCUUAUUGCUAAAUACAUCAAGAGGUGCCACAAGAGAUUCCAGAGACUCAGAUACGAUAGUAACAUUAUUAGCAAAGUCAAGAUCUGUGACUUUGAUAUUGCCCAGUGUUGCUCCACGCUGACUAUGGUUACUAGCUCUGCCCAUUAUCCAACCCAUGCAGGUCACUGCCUUCUUGAGGUCGGUGUAGACUGCGAGCAACCCACGACCGAAUUCAUGACGGCGUUCCACGGUCAGAGACUGCCGUGGUGA